This is a messenger RNA of Mycena citricolor, 615 nucleotides long. The record is from the annotation of a GenBank genome assembly. NCBI's taxonomy places the organism in Eukaryota, Fungi, Basidiomycota, Agaricomycetes, Agaricales, Mycenaceae.
AUGUUCUCGCUGUCGUCGCUGGGUCUCAGCUUCUCCAUGACUCCCUUCAUGUUUAUCGUAGAAUCCAACCUCCCGAUGUCCGCCAGGGCUGUUCUCGCGUUCACAGCCAUAUCCACUACGAGUAUUAGCACCGGGCUGCUUGCCUGGGCAUCUUCGCCCUACGUCACCUCUGCUCUGCUCUCCAAGUUGCCCACUACGGGCGCGGUGCAGGAGAUGGAGGUCAAAACAUUAACCCUCUGGUUCAAGCCGCGAACAACUCGAAUCUUCGACCCCACGUUCUUGGUUGGGACCAACCGUCCGUUCGCGAACUUGGAGCUCGCACAGCUCGUGUUUCUACCUCCCGCGCUUCGUAAUACGACACCUGGCCAUGAGGAGACCGUCGCAGAGACCACUGACGAGAAAGGCGAAGUCAUCGGUCGAUGGGUCGUCAAAUGGGCCGAGGGAGGCGAGGGGAGUUGCCAUGAAGUCGGCAAAGUGAUCAGGCGAGCGGUUUCUCCCUCCAUGCCAUGUCCAGCAGGAGCUCAGAUUUACAGGCAUUUCAAUGUUCACAAGGAGCUUCUGCCACCACUGGUACUGGUCGACGCGCCUGCGGAUGGCGUGGCGACUAAGCCGUAG